GGUGACUAGUAGGCUCUAACUAACAUUGAACUGAGGCAGAAUUCUACUUUAUCUCUUCUCUUUCUCGGUAAGAUAAAAUGAACCAAGGAAUUCUGCAAUGGAAUCCCUCUUCUCCAAACACACACUCUCUCUCCUCAUCCUUGCUCUCAUCCAUCCCAUAUAUCCCCAAAUUCAAACGCUUUACACUAAUCUCAGCAACCAUAAAAUCUGUUGAAGAAGAAAAGGAAGAAAAAUUACCCGCAAGAGAGAGAAGAAAGCUCCGAAAUGAGAGGAGAGAGAGCAAAAGUUACAACUGGAAAGAAGAAGUAGAGAUGAAACUUAUCAAAAAGCCCAAGAAAAGAUAUGCUUCUUGGACUGAAGAGCUCAAUCUUGAUACAUUGGCCCAAUUGGGCCCUCAAUGGUGGGUUGCUCGGGUUUCUCGGGUCAAUAGUCAAGAGACUGGUGAACGUCUUGCUCGUUCUCUUGCUAACAAUUAUCCAGACAUUGAUUUCAAGCUUUAUAUGCCUGCAGUACAAGAGAAAAGAAAGUUGAAGAAUGGUUCUUAUUCCAUCAAGUCAAAACCACUGUUUCCUGGAUGCGUCUUUUUGAGAUGUGUGCUGAACAAGGAGCUGCAUGACUUCAUUAGAGAAGCUGAUGGCAUAGGUGCAUUUGUUGGAUCCAAAGUUGGAAACACGAAAAAACAGAUUAACAAACCCAGACCAGUGUCUGAAGAUGAUAUGGAAAAAAUAUUCCAACAAGCAAAAGAGGAGCAGGAGAAAGCUGAUCUAGCCUUCCAAGAAGAGCAGAAACUAGUGAUUCGUCAGUCUGAGAUGGGUGAUCUCGAAACACUACUUGAUACAAGUCCAAAAAGCCGAAGAAAUAAGAUUCCAGUAUCUGCCCCAAAGGAAAGAAAGAAAAAGCUCGCCAAAGUUGGUUCAACGAUUAGAGUUGUUUCUGGGUCCUUUGCAGAGUUUUCAGGCAUUCUCAAGAAGGUGGAUAAAAAGAAUGGGAUGGUGACAGUCGGAUUUACACUAUUUGGCAAGGAGACCAUAGCUGACUUAGACAUCAACGCAAUUGUAGAAGAUGCCGAGUAAAUGGCGAGUGUAUUUCAAGUUUAACCUUCAAUCCGUCCGUCUCGAGGCUUUCUCAUGUAGUAUAGAGUUUGUGGACUUUUGGUUAUUGUUUGUCAUGUUUAGAUUAAUGAAUGUACAUUACGAGUGUAAAUGUGAAUAGACACUAUGUAACGUUAAGAAGCAAAAGUUUCUCAUACAUUCAUAUUCUCUUUUACAAGGUUAACCUAUAUUGGCUAGAA
Messenger RNA from Beta vulgaris subsp. vulgaris (sugar beet), 1291 nucleotides. RefSeq lists its product as hypothetical. Lineage: Eukaryota; Viridiplantae; Streptophyta; Magnoliopsida; Caryophyllales; Amaranthaceae. Gene Ontology annotation, biological process: DNA-templated transcription elongation; transcription elongation-coupled chromatin remodeling. The record is from RefSeq and is a predicted model, not a curated record. The transcript is spliced from 4 exons. Bases 78 to 1073 code for a protein of 331 amino acids.